AUGGGACGUCCGUCGCGCUCGCCGCGCGCCGCGCUCGCGCUCGCGACGAUCGCGCUCGUUCUCCUGACGUGCGCGCCGCGUCCCGCGCUCGCGUCGCCUUCGUCAGGCGACGCGACAGAUCUUCGUCUUCUCGACGACGCGACGAGUCGCGCGGCCGCGUCCUCGGGCGUCGCUCCCCCCGCGCCGCUCGCGACGACGACGACGGGCGCCGCGGACGCGCCGCCGCCGCCCGGGAAGCCCGGGUUCGAGAAGACCCUCGCCGCGCAGGUGGACAACAUGCUCGCGAAGGAGUUCAAAGACGCGGACGCGAGCGCGAACGCGGGCGUCCUAGGCGAGGGCGCGGGGAAGAGCUUCAACCGGACCGUGAUCGCGGAGGGCGCGACGCUGGAGACGGUCGCGCGCGUGCGACGCGCGGGCGGCGGACACGAGCUCGAGCGCGAAGGAGGAAGUGGUGGAGGUGGUGGUGAUGGAGUUGGAGGCGGUGGACACGACGCGAGCGGCGGCGGCGGCGGCGCGGGAGUCGGAGGAGGAGGAUCUGGAGGAUCUGGAGGAUCUGGCGGCGACGGCGGCGACGGCGCGGGGUCGAAGUUUAACGCCGGCGGCGACGGCGGGUUGGAGCUCCCGCGCGACCACGUCAGCGCGGGCGCGUUCAUCGAGCGAACGAUCCGCGACGCGCUGCACACGGGCGCGGAGGAAGAGGACGUCGAGCGGCUCGUCGACGCCAAGGACAACGAGUUCGUCAUCUCCAACCCGAAAUCCGGCACGAUGGAGCUCCAACAGGACCUGCGGCUCAUCCGCGACCUCGUCGUCGUCCUCGUCGCCGCCGCGAUCGGCGCGGUCGCGUUCACGAUGAUGGGCCAGCCGCUCAUCACCGGGUACCUCGUCGCCGGCGCGGCGGUCGGACCGGGCGGGCUGGGGCUCGUCGUCGAGCUCGUCCAGGUGGAGACGCUGGCGCAAUUCGGCAUCAUCUUCCUCCUGUUCACGCUCGGCGUGGAGUUUUCGUACGCCAAGCUGAAGCACGUGCAGGGCGUCGCCCUCGGCGGCGGUCUCGCGGAGAUCGCGCUCAUGAUGCUCGUGUGCGGCGUCGUCUCCAACUUCACCGGCGCGGAGCUGAAGGAGGGCGUUUUCGUCGGCGCGUUUCUGUCGAUGUCGUCCACGGCGGUGUGCGUCAAGUGCCUCGCCGAGAGGAAGGCGCGUUCUCCUCACACUGGUCCCCGUACGACCGCGUUCGCGUGGUGA
This is a messenger RNA of Micromonas pusilla CCMP1545, 1239 nucleotides long. Its product is annotated as monovalent Cation:Proton antiporter-2 family. Gene Ontology annotation, biological process: proton transmembrane transport; potassium ion transmembrane transport. Gene Ontology annotation, molecular function: potassium:proton antiporter activity. NCBI's taxonomy places the organism in Eukaryota, Viridiplantae, Chlorophyta, Mamiellophyceae, Mamiellales, Mamiellaceae. The transcript has a single exon. Bases 1 to 1239 code for a protein of 412 amino acids. The record is from RefSeq and is a predicted model, not a curated record. Gene Ontology annotation, cellular component: membrane.